Molecule: messenger RNA, 1372 nt
Organism: Pocillopora verrucosa
Lineage: Eukaryota; Metazoa; Cnidaria; Anthozoa; Scleractinia; Pocilloporidae
Source: RefSeq, a predicted model, not a curated record
UGGGAUUCCGAAGAGGUACGUCCUUUCCGUCUUGGUGUUUUGGGGUUUCUUUACAAUGUACGCGUUGCGAACCAAUCUGAAUGUGGCCAUCGGAGCAAUGGUCAAAAACCACACAGUUGUCAUCGAUGGAGUCGAGACAGAAAAGGAGGCAGAAUUUAAGUGGAGCUCAAAAUUACAAGGGGUGGUACUGGGUUCGUUUUAUUACGGCUACGUUGCGUUACAAAUCCCCGGAGGCUGGCUUGCCUUAAAACUCGGAGGAACACGCCUGUUUGGUUCAGCGGUGCUGACGGCUUCGGUCUUGACAUUAAUAACCCCGUUAGCUUCCAGAGCAAGUGUGGUGCUUCUUAUUGUUGUACGAGUUUGUGAAGGAUUGGUUCUGGGAGUAUUGUUUCCUUGUAACCACGCUAUCUGGAGCAAAUGGGCACCAAGCAUGGAGAGAACUACUUUAGUCACUAUAGCAGUCACAGGUUGCACUGUUGGCAGUAUAGUAACAAUGCCGAUUUCUGGGUUGUUAACAAGAUAUAAUCUUGAUGGUGGAUGGCCAGCUGUGUUCUAUGCAUUUGGAAUAUUUGGCAUCAUGUGGUAUGUGGCUUGGUUUGUUUUGGCGUUCGAAUCUCCAUCAGUUCACCCUACCAUAACAUAUGACGAACGCUCCUACAUUGAGCUUACCGCUGUUAAUAUGGAAGAGGUAUCUCAUGGUACUGUACCUUGGAAAUCGAUUCUGACCUCAGGUCCUGUUUGGGCCAUCAUCAUAGCCGCUUUUGCUUCCGAUUGGGGCUUAUAUGUGUUACUCAUUUGUGUUCCUCUUUUUCUGAUGGAUAUCUUGCACUAUGAAGUUGCAGCGAUGGGAUUUGCAGCUGCCGCUCCGUUUGUUUUCAAAUCUUUAACAUGUCCCUUGGCGGGAGUCACCGCUGACCUGCUCAGACGGAAUAUUCUUUCUACCAAGACGGUGAGACGCGUGUUCUACACAACAGGUGCAGUUACCGGUGGACUAUUUAUUCUAAUAGCGGGCUAUUUCAAGAAUCCUGAUGCUGUGAUAGGUUGCAUGUGCGUUAGCGGAGCUGCCCUCGGAUUGGUUUAUGCGGGCUUCCAAGUAAACAUGUUAGACAUAGCGCCGAGAAACGCGUCUAUCAUCAUGGGCAUCGUGAACGCGGCCAGUAACACCGCUGGCUUUCUCAGUCCCAUGUUGGUUGGGUUCAUAACGCAUCACAAGACUUCUGGAGAAUGGCGGACAGUUUUUUGGAUAACAUUUCUUUUAUACGUCAUUGGAUCUAUUGCUUUCAUGGCGCUAAUGACAGCUGACAGACAAGAAUGGGACAAAGUUGAAGGGGCUUCGAGAGAACCCAGUUUAGAUGUCGCCACUACACCGUGA